This is a messenger RNA of Talpa occidentalis (Iberian mole), 2563 nucleotides long. RefSeq names its product ribosomal L1 domain containing 1 (gene RSL1D1). The record is from RefSeq and is a predicted model, not a curated record. The coding region runs from base 33 to 1484 and encodes 483 amino acids. The transcript has 9 exons. NCBI's taxonomy places the organism in Eukaryota, Metazoa, Chordata, Mammalia, Eulipotyphla, Talpidae.
CGGCACGCGCGUGUGCACGAGGUGAGGGCGACAUGGAGGCCGCGGCCUCGACCGCUCCCGCCGCCUCAACCGCAGCCGCAGCGUCGACUCCAGAGGCCCCGACGGCGCUGGAGCAGCUGGACGAAGAGCAGAUUAAAAAGGCGGUGGAAGUUCUGUUGACACACACCAAGUCCAGGAAGAAUGCUAAUGGAUUGCUUCUGAAUGAGAAUGAAAAUUUCUUUUUAAUGGUGGUCUUAUGGAAAAUUCCAAGUAAAGAACUGAGGGUCAGAUUGUCUUUGCCUCAUGGUAUUCGAUCAGAUUUAGCAGAUGUUUGCUUAUUUACCAAGGAUGAACCCGAUUCAACUCCUGAAAAAACGGAAAGUUUUUAUAGGAAGCUUUUGAACAAGCAUGGAAUUAAGACCGUUUCUCAGAUCAUUCCCUUUCGAACCUUAAAAACAGAGUAUAAAGCCUAUGAAGCCAAGCGCCGCCUCUUGGCUAGUUUUGACUUCUUCCUCACUGAUGCGAGAAUUAGGCGGCUUCUACCCACACACCUGGGGAGACAUUUCUAUCACAGGAAGAAAUUUCCAGUACCUGUAAACCUGCUGGCCAAGAAUUUAUCCAAAGAGAUCAAUGAAUCUAUUGGUGGAACUGUCCUAAACAUCUCUAAAAGUGGUUCUUGCAGCGCUAUCCGCAUCGGCCACACUGGGAUGCCGGCUCAGCAUGUCAUCAAAAACAUCCUUGCUGUCGCCAAGGGGCUUGCACAGAAGUUGCCGGAGAAGUGGGAGAGCGUCAAACUCUUGUAUGUGAAAACUGAAAGGUCGGUUUCUCUUCCCAUCUUUUCUUCGUUUGUCAGCGUUCAGGGUGAAGCCAAAGGAGUACGCACUCCUAGCCAAAAGAAAAAGGAAGCGAGAAAACAACAAAGGCGAAAAGAAUAUCUGCAAAAAAAGCGACUUAUGAAAGAGGCUGCUGCCGCUCCAUCGGCCCUUACUAAAGCUGAGGUGACCCCUAAAACCAAUGGUACUCCGGCGAAGGGCCCUAAGCCCCAGAAGGCAGAGACCCCAAAGCAUGACAAGAAAAAGAAGGGUAAAGGAAAGGCUGUAGUGAAAGUGCAAGACGAAUCAGAAGAUGAGAUUCCAUUACUGGUCCCAAUUGGAAAACCACCUGCUAAAGAAAAUGGGCAGAUACAAAAACAGGACACAGGAAAGAAAUCUCAAAAGAAGAGUCCUGGUCCCAACACACCUCGAGGGAAAAAGAGAAAGGCUGUCCCUGCUUCGGACACCCCAAAAGCUGAAGAGCCCAAAACUCCGGGUAAAGGUCCAGGGAAGAAGCCAAGAAUUAAGGAAGAAGCAGGGAAAGAAAGAAAUCUUCCAAUGGGGAAAAAAGACCCAAGACAGACUCCCAAAAAGCCAGAGGCCAAAUUCUUCACUACUCCUAAUAAAUCUGCCAAAAAAGCCCAAACCCCCAAACAAUCUACCAAAAAGCCCAAAGUGCCGCAGUCGGCCUGAAAUCAGUGACUCCGCCAGGAGGAAGCCGCGUAAGAGCUACCUGAGGAGCUUUUAGGAUUACCCAAGUCUUGACCCCCUUGCAGCCCCCUCUGCGUGAGACCUGGACUUGAGCCUAUUUUCAAACCUAACAAGUCAUUCUGGUGUGUGUUCCUGAGUAUGAGAAGCAGUAGUUUGAAGUAAAUCCAUUUUUUAAUUGCUCUUCUGUGUAUUUAAUAUAAUAGAGGGGAAAUACACAGUGUUUCUCUGUGGUUGUACUUAUUAUUAAAAUAGAACAUUUACUAUUGAGUAUACCUUUGGCAUUUCAUAUUGGCUUUACUUGAAUGUCAAUGAUGUGACUUCAUCUUUUCUGAUUUUUUUAAAUUGAGGUAUGAUUGACAGUCAUUUCAGGUGUACAACAUAAUGAUUCACUGUAUAUAAUGCAAGACAGUUACCACAGUGAGUGUAGUUAACAUCUGUCACCGUAUGUGGUUACAAAAAUAAUGUUAACCAUUUAUUUGCACAGGGUUCAUUACUCUGGGUUGUACAGACAUCCCCACAGCUUGUCAGUGCGCCAUCACAGGCUCCCUGCACCAGCAGCAGAGUGGGCUUAAGGGCGCUUUGGUGAUUGUCAAGAAUGACUAUCACUGGGUUCAGACUGGGUACUGCAUUCCUAGUAAGGGCAGGAAAGGCCGAGGUGAGGCUUGCUUUCCGAGGUCAUGUGCAUCAGAAACAUGGGGAAUGACCCUUUGGUCUGCUCACCUGGGAAGAGUUGAGACGGCUUUGCUUUUUAGUGGCACAAAUAAAACCAUUAACUUUAAAUUAUGAAGGUCUCUCGUGGUAAUUUAUAAUUGUGUCUCCUUGGACAUUUAAAAAUAAAUACAUAUUUGAAGUGUUAUAAGGGUUUAAUUGAUGUGUUUUCCACAGGAAUUAUGUUCUGCAGGAAGGUGGUCCGACUUCCCUUAAAAGGGAAGCUUUAGGUCUCUUGUUUUACAGAGGACAGACAACCAUGUAGUCAUUCUCUACUUGACAACUCUCAGGGCCUGGACAUGGGGUUUUCUAAUCCUAAUCUUGCCAAAUAAAGAUUUUGCAGUGCCACCAUG